Messenger RNA from Ailuropoda melanoleuca (giant panda), 3402 nucleotides. It is a transcript of the gene TBC1D2, whose product is annotated as TBC1 domain family member 2. The transcript has 14 exons. Gene Ontology annotation, molecular function: GTPase activator activity; small GTPase binding. Gene Ontology annotation, biological process: regulation of GTPase activity. The record is from RefSeq and is a predicted model, not a curated record. The coding region runs from base 160 to 3069 and encodes 969 amino acids. NCBI's taxonomy places the organism in Eukaryota, Metazoa, Chordata, Mammalia, Carnivora, Ursidae.
CUGAACCGCCGCGGUCGGCUUCCUGCGGUCUGUUGGGGGCGGGUAGUGACCGGCCCCGCCCUCGCCCAGAUUUCUCGCUCUUGGGAAGCACCCCGGAGUCUCCGAGAUUUGGCCCGAGUUGGCUGCUGACCUGCAGUCCGUAGGCGGUCUCCAACGGCGAUGGAUGGCGCCCACGAGAACGCCGCAGAGUCUAGCUCCUCUGUCCCCAGGUCCGAAGAGCCUGCCUGCUCGGCCGGGGGCCCCGAGGUGUUGCCUCCGGAGGAGUCGGAGGGCUGCGCCGGUUCCUUGGACGCGGCCCCCAAGAAACUCUGUGGCUAUCUAAGUAAAUUUGGCGGCAAAGGGCCCAUUCGGGGCUGGAAAUCCCGCUGGUUCUUCUACGACGAGAGGAAAUGUCACCUGUAUUAUUCGCGGACCGCGCAGGAUGCCAAUCCCUUGGAUAGCAUCGACCUCUCCAGUGCGGUCUUUGACUGCAAGGCGGACGCCGAGGAGGGGACUUUUGAAAUCAAGACUCCCAGCCGGAUUAUUACUCUGAAGGCCGCCACCAAGCAAGUGAUGCUGUACUGGCUGCAGCAGCUGCAGACGAAGCGCUGGGAGUUCCACAGCAGCCCGCCUGCGCCCCCCGCCGCCCCCGACGCCGCCCCGGCUGGGAACGGGCCCACACUGCGCCUCGAGCUAGAGCAAGAGGAAGAAGAGCUGGAGGACUUCCUGUCCCCUGUGCGAACGCCCCCUGGGCUUGUGGGCGCGGCGGCUGCCUUGCAGCCAGUGCCCACCAAGCCUUUGGCCCUGCAGAACAUUUCCCUCAAGCAUCUUGGAACUGAAAUACAUCAGCCUUUGGUGCUACCUGGCUCCUUCCUGCAAACCCAGCAUGCAUUGAGCCUUCACUCCGGGCGUGUGCAGCCAGUGCCAGGUGCCAAUAGGCACUCAGGCAGAAACACGAUGUACAAUAUUCGGAGCAACAGGCAGGCCCAAGGAACAGGCCACGGACCUCCAGGGGAAGAUCCUCCACUGAGUGCGGAACCUCAGAGGGCGGAGUGGCCCUUACCCUCCGACCCCGGCACCCCAGGGAAAGAUCCAGCGGAUUCUCCAAAGCCUACACCCAAAUCCUCUCUGACUGCCAAUCUCAUUCAGAAAGCCAAGCGCCCGAACAACACCUUUCCGCUCUUUGCCGAAGGACUCACACGGACCCGAACUGCCCAGGAAAAGAUUCUGGCCUUGGAGCAGCAGGUUCUGAUGCUCACCAAGGAGUUAAAGUCUCAGAAGGAGCUGGUGAGGAUCCUGCACAAGGCGCUGGAGGCUGCCCAGCAGGAGAAGAGGGCGUCCAGUGCGUACCUGGCCGCGGCCGAGGACAAGGACCGGCUGGAGCUGGUGCGGCACAAGGUGCGGCAGAUCGCAGAGCUGGGCAAGCGCGUGGAGGCGCUGGAGCGGGAGCGGGAGAGCCUGGCGCAGACGGCCGGCCUAAGGGAGCAGCAGGUGCAGGAGCUGCAGCGGCAUGUGCAGCAGCUCCUGGAGAAGAACCAGGCCAAGCAGCAGGUCAUCUGCAAGCUCUCCGAGAAGGUCACCUGGGACUUCACGCAUCCACCUACCCAGCCGCCUGUGCCCCUGGGGGCUGCCGACAGGGACUUCCUGAGCCAGCAGGAGAAGAUGGAACACCUGAAGGAUGACAUGGAAGCAUAUCGGACCCAGAACCGCUUCCUCAACUCUGAGAUCCACCAGGUCACAAAGAUCUGGAGACGGGUGGCUGAAAAGGAGAAGGCCCUCCUAAUGAAGUGUGCCUACCUCCAAGCCAAGAACUGCCAGGUGGAGAGCAAGUACCUGGCUGGGCUGCGGAGGCUGCAGGAGGCCGCAGGGGGUGAGGCCACCGAGAGCUCAGAGCUGCUGCGGCAGCUCACCCAGGAGGCGCUGCAGUGGGAGGCCGGGGAGGCCUCGGCUGACGGCGUGGAGCUGAGCCCCAUCAGUGAGUAUGAUGAGUAUGGCUUCCUGACGGUGCCCAACUACGAGAUGGAAGACCUGAAGCUGCUGGCCAAGAUCCAGGCCCUGGAGGUGCAUUCCCACCACCUGCUGGCCCAUGAGGCCGUGGAGCGGCCACUGCGGGAGCGCUGGGCUGCCCUGGGUGAUCUUGCACCCUCAGUCGAGCUCAAGCAGCUGCUGCGGGCGGGUGUGCCCCGAGAGCACCGGCCGCGUGUCUGGAAGUGGCUGGUCCAGCUCCGUGUCCGGCAUCUGCAGAGCCCCGGCCACUACCAGGAGCUGCUGAGCCGGGGCCAGGUCCGCGAGCACCCUGCUGCCCGCCAGAUCGAGCUGGACCUGAACCGUACCUUCCCCAACAACAAGCACUUCACCUGUCCCACCUCCACCUUCCCCGACAAGCUACGCCGGGUGCUGCUGGCCUUCUCCUGGCAGAACCCCACCAUCGGCUACUGCCAGGGCCUGAACAGACUGGCGGCCAUCGCUCUGCUCGUCCUGGAGGAGGAGGAGAGUGCCUUCUGGUGUCUGGUGGCUAUUGUGGAGACCAUCAUGCCGGCUGAUUACUACAGCAAGACGCUGACGUCAUCCCAGGUAGACCAGCGGGUGCUCCAGGACCUCCUCUUGGAGAAGCUGCCCAGGCUGAUGGCUCACCUGGGGCAGUACCGUGUGGAUCUCUCCUUCCUCACCUUCAACUGGUUCCUCGUGGUCUUUGCAGACAGUCUCAUCAGCAACAUCCUUCUCCGGGUCUGGGACGCCUUCCUAUAUGAGGGCACCAAGGUGGUAUUCCGCUAUGCCUUGGCCAUUUUCAAGUACAACGAGGAGGAGAUCCUGAGACUGCAGGAUAGCCUGGAGAUCUACCAGUACCUGCGCUUCUUCACCAAGACCAUUUGCAACAGCCAGAAGCUGAUGACCAUCGCCUUCAACGACAUGAACCCUUUCCCUAUGAAGCAGCUGCGGCAGCUGCGGAGGGCGCACCGGGAGCGGCUGGAGGCUGAGCUGCAUGAGCUGGAGCAGCUGAAGGCCGAGUACUUGGAGACUCAGAGCUCCCGGGGCCCCGCGGUGCCAGACGGUUGCACCAGUGAGGACGAGGGGGAGGGAGAGGCCUGACUUGGCCACCUGCCUUCCCCAAAGCCCUUUCUCCCCUUUGACUGUCAGACCCCCCAGGAGGAUGGCCGAGGAGCAGUGGUCCAGCCGGUGAACCCCAGCACCACGUGACACUGGGCAAGUCCUUUCCCCUCUCCGGGCCUCAGUCUCCCCAUCAGAACAUUGUCUGCUGUGAAGCCACUGGUUAAGACUCGUGAGCACAUACCCAGGGUGCCAGCCCUUCCUCACUUCUCCACAGAGCACGUUAGCACACAGACGCAAUAAUGCUGUCUUGUGGGGUAACCUGGACAUUCUAAGUUUUAUCUGUAUAAAACAAUGUACAUAUUGAAAACAGUU